Molecule: messenger RNA, 1422 nt
Organism: Penicillium brevicompactum
Lineage: Eukaryota; Fungi; Ascomycota; Eurotiomycetes; Eurotiales; Aspergillaceae
Product: PP2C family serine/threonine-protein phosphatase
Exons: 1
Coding region: 1-1422 (473 amino acids)
Biological process (GO): protein dephosphorylation
Molecular function (GO): protein serine/threonine phosphatase activity
Source: RefSeq, a predicted model, not a curated record
AUGAUGUUCUCAAGACUAGGUCGCGCACGCCUAGGGCGCGUGCAUGCGCCCUUCACCCGAAUGUCAAGAACCUUCUCGACAAGAAGUUCGUACUCAAACACCAAAAUCUCAAUUGCGACCGUUGGUUUUAUCAGCGCACCUGGAGUUUGGUGGUGGGCAACUGUCCAGGAUGAUGUACCCUCUCUUGAAGGUCCAUCUGUGGAGCCGUCGGUAUCCGAGCCGACCUUAUCCCGCGAAGAAGUCAGCCGUGUACUAUCCAAAGACGCAUUCUCCCACCGUGUGAACAGCAUCACCGGUGUCCAAAGAUACGAUGGGACCCAAUUGGCAUCAAAUAGCCCUUGCGAAGAUCGAUUCAUCCAUGGUAAAUUCACCUCGCCCUGGAAUGAUAGUGACAAAUGGAUGUCCUGGGCUGUUUUCGAUGGACACGCAGGCUGGCAGACAGCCCACUUGUUGACAAAGCAACUAUUGCCCUUUGUUCAGCAAAACUUGGGUCAGAUCAAGGCUUCAGCCGAUGGAUCUUCAUCAAACGAAUUGGUUCAGCAUGCUAUCAUGAAAGCGUUCGUCGACCUCGAUGACUCAAUUAUUGAGACUGCGUUAGCUACUUCCCAGAGCAAGAUGUCCUUGCAAGAAAAGGCCAAGAAGCUGGCUCCGGCUUACGCAGGAUCAUGUGCGUUGCUAUCCUUAUACGAUUCCCUCACUAGCACGCUGCACGUUGCAUGCACCGGAGAUUCGAGGGCUGUCUUGGGACAAAAAGGGCCGGAUGGGAAAUGGAAAGCAAUCCCGUUGUCGGUAGAUCAGUCCGGUCGGAAUGAAGACGAGAUUGCUCGGCUUUACAAGGAGCACCCUGGCGAAGAAACCAUUGUUAAAGACGGACGUGUCCUUGGAAUCAUGGUAUCGCGUGGCUUUGGAGAUAGCAGGUGGAAAUGGCCUCUGGAAUUCCAGCAGAAGAUGAAAGACCAUUUCAAUGGCCCGGCACCCCUCACGCCUAGAUACGACGUUCGCACGCCACCAUAUUUGACCGCUGAGCCUGUUGUGACCAGUACCAAAAUAGACCCCAGCCAGCCUUCAUUCCUGAUUAUGGCAACGGAUGGUCUAUGGGAUAAUAUAUCCAGUGAGCAGGGUGUCGAUUUGGUGGGCAAAUGGCUCGAGUCACCACAGGAUCGAAAGAACAACCCAGAUCCGACUUACGAGCCGUUUGAUUUUGGGCAGUUCCAUAAAGGUGUGGACUGGAGGUUUGUGGAAGAGCGAACAACAAUCCAAGAUGAGAAUGCAGCAGUACAUCUGGUGCGCAACUGUCUAGGUGGGAAUCACCACGAGCUACUUGCAGGGCGGCUUGCUUUUGACUCUCCGUUCUCCCGUCAUGUACGUGAUGAUAUCACGGUUCAGGUUGUGUUCUUCAAUGCCGGAGAUAAACCUUCAUGA